AAUGCCGAACACGAAAAGGAGCCAGUUGUUACUCGGCGCUCUUCAGCUCCUCGACGCUCUUGAUUUUUUGCGCUCUGUGAUAGCGAUACCAACGCUGCUUUUGAUCGACUGAAUAAUAUUCGUCAGUCGAUUUUUUUGAGUUUCGUUACAAGUUGAACGUGUACAAAAAAUAUUCCGAUUCGACAAGCAUUGAAGAGUAAAGCUUUGUCUCGCACCUUCGAACUUGUCGUUUCAACUUUUUGCAAACUUAUUCCGCUACACUCAACGAAGCAAGAAAUGUCGGGAAAAAUGUGCACGUCGAUCGGAAUCUUUGGGAUAUUUCUGAUACUGGGGCAGAACCAGGCUUUCGCUCAAGGGGUCGGCGAGACCUGCAACGAUGCCCUGGGCCUGCCCGGUCACUGCGUCCAUUUCAAAAAGUGCCAACAAUACAUGGAUCUUCUACUUGGACCAGAGGAUUUUGGAAAAAUUUCAAAAUACACGAUCAAUUCCGUGUGUUCCUUUGCCGAUCGAGAGACGACGGUGUGCUGUCCCGACUACGAAACAAGUAUCAACCUCGAUUACAACACGUCCGAAGACGAUAUCUGCAAUGAUGCCCUGGGUCAGCGCGGUCUCUGCCUCCCCAUCAAACUUUGCAAACCCCUCGUAAAUCUUAUCCUGCGAACGAACGCCAGCGAGAUCGUUACUAAGUACACGCAAGACUCUGUGUGUGUCUUUGACGAAGAUGCCACGACGGUUUGCUGCCCUAGUAACGGAAGGAUCGAGUUUGGGAAAAACGACAACAAUCCUUAGAUGAAGAAUUUCCACCAACGUGCCUGUUUUCCAGGCACCAUUUUCCAGUGACCAAAAAUAUUCAAAAUAUUUAUGAGAAUAUAUGCGAAUAAUUGCCAUGUACGAAAUGAAUCCUUUCAAACAAAUGAAAAAUCAAAAAUGGUAUUUAUUUGAAUGAAAGAUCUGCGACUAAUCCCGCAUCUGCCAAUUAUGGACCGCUUCUUCCACUCAACUACAGAAAUGUCAUUUUCAUAUGCAAAACUUGUUUAUUUCUGUCAAGCAAGUUUAAAUCCGUUGAAAGUGAUACCAUACCGAUUACAGUGAAAAGUUUCCGUGCUACUGCUACAGCACUACGAAUUUCUAUUCCGAAGUGUUAAGCACAGAUGUCACGGUCGUUUUCGUCGAUAAAAAAAGAUUCGACGACGACAAAGGUUCUCAACUUUGUUGACAACAUAGUCUCGUGUUUAAAGGCACAUUUACAAAUCUCAGAAUAUUUCUACAAUUACCAAAUACUGCCCCGUGAAAGCUCCACACAAAACGUAAAAGCUCGUUUUGAAAAAUGAAUUUAAUUUUGAUAAUACAACUACGACGUAUCAACUCUACCGGAAGCACAUUCGUACCAGAACAUUGCUAUUCAUAAAUGUAUAAAUCGCAACGACUGUAUCAUGAAAAUAAAUAAUUUUAAAAAUGUCUA
This is a messenger RNA of Venturia canescens, 1462 nucleotides long. RefSeq lists its product as uncharacterized. The coding region runs from base 277 to 789 and encodes 170 amino acids. Lineage: Eukaryota; Metazoa; Arthropoda; Insecta; Hymenoptera; Ichneumonidae. The transcript is spliced from 6 exons. The record is from RefSeq and is a predicted model, not a curated record.